GAUGACACAAUACAUCUUGUUGGUGGUGGUUAUGAUAUGGAACGUUUAUUAAAACGUUGUAAUGCUGUUGUAUAUAUAAUUGAUGCUCAAGAUGAUUAUACACAAUCAGUAUCAAGUUUAAUUAUGAUUAUUCAAAUAGGUAGACGUGUAAAUCCAAGAUUAAGAUAUGAAGUAUUUAUACAUAAAGUUGAUCAAUUGUCUGAAGAAACAAAAAUAGAAACUCAACGAGAUAUUCAUAAUCAGGUACGAGAUCGUUUUGCUGAUUUAAAUGGUGGAACAGAUUCAUGGCCAUUAACAUCAUUUGGAUCGAAUCCAAAUUCUCAAAAUAUAUUAAUCAAUUUUCAUUUAACAUCAAUAUUUGAUCAUUCAGUAUUUGAAGCAUUUUCAAAAGUAAUACAAAAAUUAUUACCACAAUUUAAUCAUUUAGAAGAUUUGCUCAAUUAUCUUAUAUCAGCAUCAAAUAUGGAACAAGCAUUUUUAUUUGAUAUACAAACAAAAAUAAGUAUUGCAACUGAUUCAUCACCAACUGACAUGCAAAUGUAUGAAUUAUGUUGUGAUAUGAUUGAUUUAUUAAUUAAUAUGAGUCAAAUAUAUGGACAACCAGAUGGUAAUGUUGUUGAAACAAUUGAAGAUGACGUGUAUGAUGAUGGAAUAAUAAAUGAUGAACAAUCUGCAGAAAAUCUUGAACCUGAAGAUGAUGAUAAGGAUGAACAUGUUCCGAAUGGUAUUCAUGAAUCAACGACUUCAUAUACGAAUGGCUCCUUAAGUACAACACCGGUGAAAACUUCUUGUUCGUCAAUAACUGAUGAAAUUAAUGAACCUACAUCAAAUGUAUUUGAUUCAAUGUCAUCAAGUGUUAUAAAAUUAACUGGUGGUCGAGCACUCUAUCUCAAAGAAAUUAAUCGUCAUCUUGCAUUAAUAUGUGUUCUACGUGAAGAAGCACUUACAAAACAAGCUAUUAUUGAAUAUAAUGUGAAUCAAUUAAAAAAGAGUAUUUUAGAAUUAUUUCAUUUAACUCAUGAGACACCUGUAGCUUCAUAG
Molecule: messenger RNA, 1041 nt
Organism: Rotaria sp. Silwood2
Lineage: Eukaryota; Metazoa; Rotifera; Eurotatoria; Philodinida; Philodinidae
Source: the annotation of a GenBank genome assembly